Messenger RNA from Capra hircus (goat), 3172 nucleotides. It is a transcript of the gene KCNH1, whose product is annotated as potassium voltage-gated channel subfamily H member 1. Gene Ontology annotation, molecular function: delayed rectifier potassium channel activity. The record is from RefSeq and is a predicted model, not a curated record. The coding region runs from base 200 to 3160 and encodes 986 amino acids. Gene Ontology annotation, cellular component: membrane. Lineage: Eukaryota; Metazoa; Chordata; Mammalia; Artiodactyla; Bovidae. Gene Ontology annotation, biological process: potassium ion transmembrane transport; regulation of membrane potential. The transcript is spliced from 11 exons.
GCGGGCCGCGGGGAGGGAGGCGCGAAGAGGGCGCGAGGGUGGCAGCCGGAGGGAGCCGCCGCCGCCCCUGCCCGCCCGGGUCCCCGUGGAGCGCAUGGGGCGCUUCCAGCCGGGAUCGCUCGCGGGCCCCGCGCCCAGCUUGCUGCUGCCGUGAGUCGCCGUGCCGGGACGCCCCCCAAGACCGCGAGCUGCCGGGAGGAUGACCAUGGCUGGGGGCAGGAAGGGACUGGUGGCCCCGCAAAACACGUUUCUGGAGAAUAUUGUCCGGCGGUCCAAUGAUACUAACUUUGUGUUGGGGAAUGCCCAGAUAGUGGACUGGCCUAUCGUGUACAGCAAUGAUGGAUUUUGCAAGCUGUCUGGCUAUCACAGGGCGGAAGUGAUGCAAAAAAGCAGUACCUGCAGUUUUAUGUAUGGGGAGCUGACUGAUAAAGAUACCAUUGAAAAAGUGCGGCAAACCUUUGAGAACUAUGAGAUGAAUUCCUUUGAAAUUCUGAUGUACAAGAAGAACAGGACACCUGUGUGGUUCUUUGUGAAAAUUGCUCCAAUUCGAAAUGAACAGGAUAAAGUGGUUUUAUUUCUUUGCACUUUCAGUGACAUAACCGCUUUCAAACAGCCGAUUGAAGAUGAUUCAUGUAAAGGCUGGGGGAAGUUCGCUCGGCUGACCAGAGCACUGACGAGCAGCAGGGGUGUCCUGCAGCAGCUGGCUCCCAGUGUGCAGAAAGGCGAGAACGUCCACAAGCACUCCCGUCUGGCUGAGGUUCUACAGCUGGGCUCAGACAUCCUUCCCCAGUACAAGCAAGAGGCGCCAAAGACUCCCCCGCACAUCAUCUUACAUUACUGUGUUUUUAAGACCACGUGGGAUUGGAUCAUCCUGAUCUUAACCUUCUACACAGCCAUCCUGGUUCCUUACAAUGUCUCCUUUAAAACCAGGCAGAACAACGUGGCCUGGCUGGUUGUGGAUAGCAUCGUGGAUGUCAUUUUUUUGGUGGACAUUGUGCUGAAUUUUCAUACCACUUUUGUUGGACCCGCUGGGGAGGUGAUUUCUGACCCCAAACUCAUUCGCAUGAACUACCUGAAGACGUGGUUUGUGAUUGAUCUUCUGUCCUGUUUGCCCUAUGACGUCAUCAACGCUUUUGAGAACGUGGAUGAGGUUAGUGCCUUUAUGGGUGAUCCAGGGAAGAUUGGUUUUGCUGAUCAGAUUCCACCACCCCUGGAGGGGAGAGAGAGUCAGGGCAUCAGCAGCCUGUUCAGCUCUCUGAAAGUUGUCCGGCUGCUCCGUCUGGGACGAGUGGCCCGGAAGCUGGACCACUACAUUGAGUAUGGAGCUGCUGUGCUGGUCCUGCUGGUGUGUGUGUUCGGGCUGGCCGCUCACUGGAUGGCCUGCAUUUGGUACAGCAUCGGGGACUAUGAGAUCUUCGACGAGGACACCAAGACCAUCCGCAACAACAGCUGGCUCUACCAGCUGGCCAUGGACACUGGCACCCCUUACCAGUUUAACGGGUCCGGCUCAGGGAAGUGGGAAGGGGGUCCCAGCAAGAAUUCCGUCUACAUCUCCUCGUUGUAUUUCACCAUGACCAGCCUCACCAGCGUGGGCUUUGGGAACAUCGCCCCAUCCACAGACAUUGAGAAGAUCUUUGCCGUGGCCAUCAUGAUGAUUGGCUCCCUCCUCUAUGCCACCAUCUUUGGGAACGUGACGACCAUUUUCCAACAGAUGUACGCCAACACCAACAGGUACCAUGAGAUGCUGAACAGUGUCCGGGACUUCCUGAAGCUCUACCAGGUGCCCAAGGGGCUGAGCGAGCGAGUCAUGGAUUACAUCGUGUCCACCUGGUCCAUGUCCAGAGGCAUCGACACAGAGAAGGUCCUGCAGAUCUGCCCCAAGGACAUGAGAGCGGACAUCUGCGUGCAUCUGAACCGCAAGGUGUUCAAGGAGCACCCGGCCUUCCGGCUGGCCAGCGACGGCUGCCUGCGGGCGCUGGCCAUGGAGUUCCAGACGGUGCACUGCGCCCCCGGGGACCUCAUCUACCAUGCAGGGGAGAGCGUCGACAGCCUGUGCUUCGUGGUCUCCGGCUCCCUGGAGGUGAUCCAGGAUGACGAGGUGGUGGCCAUUCUAGGGAAAGGAGACGUGUUUGGAGACGUGUUCUGGAAGGAAGCCACCCUUGCCCAGUCCUGUGCCAAUGUGAGGGCCCUGACCUACUGUGACCUGCAUGUGAUCAAGCGGGACGCCCUGCAGAAAGUGCUGGAAUUCUACACGGCCUUCUCCCACUCCUUCUCCCGGAACCUCAUUCUCACCUACAACCUGAGGAAGCGGAUCGUGUUCCGGAAGAUCAGUGACGUGAAACGGGAGGAGGAGGAGCGCAUGAAGCGGAAGAAUGAGGCCCCCCUGAUCUUGCCGCCCGACCACCCCGUCCGGCGGCUCUUCCAGAGGUUCCGCCAGCAGAAGGAGGCCAGGCUGGCCGCAGAGAGGGGCGGCCGGGACUUAGACGACCUGGAUGUGGAGAAGGGCAGCGUCCUCACCGAGCACAGCCACCACGGGCUGGCGAAGGCCAGCGUCGUCACCGUCCGAGAGAGCCCUGCCACGCCCGUGGCCUUCCCGGCGGCCGCCCCGGCGGGCCUGGAUCACGCCCGGCUGCAGGCGCCUGGGGCCGAGGGCCUGGGCCCCAAGGCCGGCGGGGCCGACUGCGCCAAGCGCAAGGGCUGGGCCCGCUUCAAGGAUGCCUGCGGGAAAACCGAGGACUGGAGCAAGGUGUCCAAGGCCGAGUCCAUGGAGACGCUCCCCGAGAGGACGAAGGCCGCCGGCGAGGCCACGCUCAAGAAGACGGACUCGUGCGACAGCGGCAUCACCAAGAGCGACCUGCGUCUGGACAACGUGGGCGAGGCCAGAAGCCCCCAGGACCGGAGCCCCAUCUUGGCGGAGGUCAAGCACUCCUUCUACCCCAUCCCUGAGCAGACGCUGCAGGCCGCCGUCCUGGAGGUGAAGCACGAGCUCAAGGAGGACAUCAAGGCCUUGAGCACCAAGAUGACGAGCAUUGAGAAACAGCUCUCUGAGAUACUCAGGAUAUUAACUUCCAGAAGGUCCUCUCAGUCGCCUCAGGAGCUAUUUGAAAUAUCGAGGCCCCAGUCCCCAGAGUCAGAGAGAGACAUUUUUGGCGCAAGCUGAGAGGUCUGUUGU